Orycteropus afer afer is the source of this 2979-nucleotide messenger RNA. It is a transcript of the gene ARHGEF38, whose product is annotated as Rho guanine nucleotide exchange factor 38. Lineage: Eukaryota; Metazoa; Chordata; Mammalia; Tubulidentata; Orycteropodidae. Gene Ontology annotation, cellular component: cytoplasm. Gene Ontology annotation, molecular function: protein binding; guanyl-nucleotide exchange factor activity. The record is from RefSeq and is a predicted model, not a curated record.
AGUCACAGCCAGGUAACCCUGGAGUGAAGCUGUUUAGUUAGAAGGGGGCAGUUAAACUCAUCACUCUAGUGAUUUUAACCUUCACCCUGAGGCACCUCAGCAACCAGCCAUUGCCUGGAAGCCUGUAAAGCUUGUGCUUACCACAAAUGGAGCCCAAAGAAGCCACUGGGAAAGAAAACAUGGGCUCCAAGAGAAAGAAUCUGACCUUCUUGAGGCCCAGACUCUAUAUGUUGGAGAGAAGGAAAACUGACACUGUGGUUGAGAACAAUGUUUCUGGGGACCAGUCUGGCACCUUGAGGAGGAGCCAGUCUGACAGGACGGAGUACAACCAGAAAUUACAAGAAAAGAUGACGCCACAAGCAGGGUGUUCUGCAGCUGAGGCCUUAACCCAGGAAGAAGAGCGUCAGAUGAAGAGAAUGAUGGCAAAGCGAUCAAAAAUCAUUAAGGAGCUGAUACAAACAGAGAAAGACUAUCUCAAUGACCUACAGCUGUGCCUGAAGGAAGUGGUUCAGCCUCUGAGAAAUAAACAGAUUGAUAGGCUGGACGUGGAUGGCUUGUUUAGCAACAUUGAAUCCGUGCAUCAGAUAUCAGCCAAGCUGCUAUCAUUGUUGGAAGAGGCCACAACAGACGUGGAACCCACCAUGCAAGUAAUCGGAGAAGUAUUCUUGCAGAUUAAAGGUCCGCUGGAAGAUAUUUAUAAAAUCUACUGUUAUCAUCAUGAUGAAGCGCACAGUGUACUGGAGUCCUAUGAAAAGGAAGAAGAGCUGAAGCAGCAUUUGAGCCACUGUAUCCAGUCCUUAAAGAAAAUAUACGUGGAAGAAGGCAAACCAAACUUACUGGACAUGGGCUCUUUGAUGAUCAAACCAAUUCAGCGUGUGAUGAAAUACCCCUUAUUACUGUGUGAACUUCGGAAUUCUACCCCUCCUUCUCAUCCAGAUUACAGAGCAUUGGAGGAUGCAUUUGCUGCUGUGAAAGACAUAAAUGUAAAUAUCAAUGAACUUAAAAGGAGGAAAGAUUUAGUUCUAAAAUAUAAGAAGAAUGAUGAGGAUGAAUCACUUAAAGACAAACUGUCUAAACUAAAUAUUCAUUCAAUUAGCAAGAAAUCAAAAAGAGUGACAAAUCAUCUAAAGAUUCUGACCAGAGGAGAAUCACAGGUGAAAGACAAUACCUUUAACAGAGAAGAGAAACUAUUUAGAUGUUUAGAAAAGACUGUGAAGCAUUGUGUGAAGAAUAUUUCAUUCUGUCUUCAACACAUACAGGAUGCCAUGCCCUUGACUCUGCAGAGUGUAACAGAGCUCCAGGAGAUUUCAUGCAAUAAAGACGAGGAAGGGAAUGGCUAUUCAGAGAGCCCAAGUAAUGCUCAAAAUCCCUGUGAUGACUUUGCAGCUCACUUACAGAGGCUCGUCCUCAUGCCCCUGUCAGCCCUACUGGCCUUAUUCCCAGGGCCUCAGAAACUGAUCCAGAAACGCUAUGACAAACUGCUGGAUUACAACAGCUACCUGCAGCGGUCCACAGGAGAUGAAUCAGACUUGGCCAAAAAGGAGUAUGAGGCCCUUAAUGCCCAGCUUGUGGAGGAACUCAAGGUUUUCAACCAGGCUGCUCGGAAGAUUCUGUUGAACUGUCUGCGCAGUUUCAUCACCCUCUUCAGGGACCUGAUGCUCAAGGCGCAACGGGUUUACUCCAUAGUAAUGCCGGUGCCACUGUUUGCCUCAAGCAUCUCUGAGAUUCAGAAUCGAGUACUAGAAGAGUUUCAAAAUCUGAAUUUUGUAAGGGAUGGUUGUUCCACUUUUAUUGAGAGGAAGCUAAGUUUUGAAAAGAAGAAACCUGUACAAAUUCUGCCAGAAAUGCCACGUCAAACUGACACUCACCGCUCCAAACUUCUAUCUACAUACAGUGCAGAGGACCUAUACCAAGCUAAGCGCAAAUGUAAUGCUACACAGGAAUAUGACAUCAAUCUUCUGGAAGGAGAGUUGGUGGCUGUGAUGGAACAGAAAGAUCCAUUGGGGAGUACAUGCAGGUGGCUUGUUGACACAGGAAUUGUAAAAGGAUAUGUGUAUUCUUCCUUCCUAAAGCCCUACAAUCCAGCAAAAGUGCAGAAAGUGGAUGCUGAAAACAGGUUCUGUGAUGAUGACUUUGAUAACAUCAGCCUCUUUGUGUCUUCACGGCCAGCAAGUGACAGUGUCACAGGCACCCCAGAAGGCAGCAUAAGUGAUAGUAGCUCAUCUCUUAGUGGGACAUGUGGAAAGCUUGAAGUAAAUGGCACUGACAAUGACAGUUUUCAAGAGGUAGAUGAACAGAUUUUCUAUGCUGUUCAUGCCUUUCAAGCACGGAGUGACCAUGAACUCAGCCUUCAGGAAUACCAAAGAGUCCAUAUACUUAGAUUUUGUGACCUGAGUGGAAAUAAAGAGUGGUGGUUAGCUGAAGCUCAAGGACAGAAAGGAUACGUGCCUGCUAAGUACCUUGGGAAGAUGACUUAUGCUUAAGAAAAUAAGCCUUUGACUUUUAUUUUCUGACAAGCUGAUGACUGACUACCUCGUAAAACUGACAUUACAACAAAAAUUGGCCCAGGAAGCAAGAAACCUCAAAGCUACAUGAAUUGAUACUAUAUCAGGUUUUAAGGAAGAUGGUGUUUCCUAAUAAGAUUAUUUCAUGAAUGUAUUAAGAAUACAUGUUGAAGGAAAAUCUAAAUCAGGAGAAAGAGCAACAAAGUCCAAGCUCCAAACCACAAUUACUUAAAAGUGGAUAUCUUUUGAAAGACUACAUGUGACCUUUUAUCAUCAUGAAAGUUUGUUUCUAAGGAUAAGGUUUUUUAAUUUACUGUAUGGUAUUAUUUUACCUCAAAUAUUUUAUUCUUUUUCUCUCUCAUGUAUAUACACAUAUACACAUUAUAUGGACUAUCUAUCUAUAUAAUGAUAUAUAUACAUUAUACAUAGAUGUGUAUAAACCAGGGAGGAUACUAAAUACACAUGAGAAUAGAAU